AUGUGGAUCUGGAUCAGGGAAAAAAUUACUGAUUGCAAUUUUCAGGUCUUGGGCUCGUUAUUUGUAGCUCAAUAUCAUAUCUGGCUGGCCGCGGACGCCCACGGCAUCCUGGUCUUGAUCCCUGGUCAGCCACUGCUCAAUCUGCUGGUCACUUCCUUCCUCUUUAUCUGCGUUUGCCAUGAAGUUCAUGUGCUCACGCAUCGGCUGCUCCCUUAUGUUGUUCCAGCUGACUGGCGUGCCCUUUUGCGCAACUCUUUCCUCCUUGGAAGUGGAUUGGUUGGAUUAGCAGCUUCUCAUCAAUUGAUUUAA
Messenger RNA from Protopolystoma xenopodis, 309 nucleotides. Lineage: Eukaryota; Metazoa; Platyhelminthes; Monogenea; Polystomatidea; Polystomatidae. The record is from the annotation of a GenBank genome assembly.